CUACAACUCUGAGACACGCAGGCAGAGGCAGUAUGGGGCAGGAAAAGCAUUGCAUCUUUAGAAUCAUAACACAGGUUGAACAAGUGAAAUUGCUUGACCGGUUUAGCACGGGCAACAAGGCGUUAACAGGAACACUAUAUCUCACGGCCACACAUCUAUUAUUUAUAGACUCUCUUCAAAGAGAAACCUGGAUAUUGCACCACCACAUUGCCUCAGUAGAAAAACUUCCUUUGACUACUUCUGGAUGUCCACUCUUGAUUCAGUGCAAGAACUUUAGGACUGUGCAUUUCAUUGUUCCCAGAGAAAGAGAUUGUCAUGAUAUUUAUAACUCUCUGCUACAGCUGUCAAAACAAGCAAAAUAUGAAGAUCUCUAUGCAUUCUCCUAUAAUCCCAAACAAAAUGAUUCUGAACGAUUACAAGGCUGGCAACUCAUUGACCUUGCUGUAGAAUAUAAGAGGAUGGGAGUGCCAAAUUCACACUGGCAGUUGUCUGAUGCCAACAGAGAAUACAAGAUUUGUGAAACUUAUCCCAGAGAACUGUAUGUUCCCCAGUCAGCAAGCACACCAGUAAUUGUUGGCAGUUCCAAAUUUCGGAGCAAGGGAAGAUUCCCAGUUCUUUCUUAUUAUCAUCAAGAAAAAAAGGCUGCCAUUUGUCGAUGUAGUCAGCCACUGUCAGGAUUCAGUGCCAGGUGCCUGGAGGAUGAGAAUUUGCUUCAAGCCAUUAGUAAAGCCAAUCCAGCCAAUUGCUAUGUGUAUGUUGUGGACACCAGGCCCAAACUGAAUGCUAUGGCCAACAGAGCAGCGGGAAAAGGUUAUGAAAAUGAAGACAACUAUUCUCAGAUUAGAUUUCAGUUUGUUGGAAUAGAAAAUAUUCAUGUCAUGAGGUCUAGCCUUCAGAAAUUAUUGGAAGUCAAUGGUACCAAGGGGCUUUGUGUUAACGAUUUCUACUCUGGUCUGGAGAGUUCAGGAUGGCUUCGUCACAUCAAAGCUGUUAUGGAUGCUGCAAUCUUCUUAGCUAAGGCAAUAAUGGUUGAAAGUGCAAGUGUCCUGGUACAUUGUUCUGAUGGGUGGGAUAGGACCUCCCAGGUUUGUUCCCUUGGAUCGCUUUUGCUGGAUUCAUACUACAGGACGAUCAAAGGAUUCAUGGUCUUAAUAGAAAAAGAUUGGAUCUCGUUUGGACAUAAAUUUUCAGAGAGGUGUGGCCAUUUGGAUGGUGACCCAAAGGAAGUCUCACCAGUAUUUACUCAGUUCUUGGAAUGUGUGUGGCAUUUGAUGGAACAGUUUCCACAAGCUUUUGAAUUCAGUGAGGCAUUUCUUCUCCAGAUCCAUGAACAUAUUCAUUCAUGCCAGUUUGGAAACUUCCUUGGAAAUUGUCAGAAGGAAAGAGAAGAACUGAAGUUGAAGGAGAAGACUUACUCCCUGUGGCCAUUUCUUUUGGAUGAACAGAGGAAGUACUUGAAUCCUCUCUACAGUCCCAAAUCUCAGAGGUUUACAGUUUUGGAGCCAAAUACAGUCUCUUUCAAUUUUAAGUUUUGGAGAAACAUGUACCACCAAUUUGAUCGACCAUUGCAUCCUAGGCAGUCUGUAUUCAAUGUAAUUAUGAAUAUGAAUGAGCAAAAUGAACGGUUGGAGGAAGACAUUAAAGACCUAGAAUCGAAAAUUAAACAGCACAGAAAUAAGCAAACAGAAGACAUUCUCACCAAGGAAUCAUUAAAUUCAGUUCAUCCGGUGUUGCCUGCCAGCAAAAGCUCCCUGUGUCUUAAAGAGCAGACUUUGCUACCCGUCACUGACACACUUCGAACUAUAGAGGGCAGCAACACGACAGAUAAUCGUUACAGUGACUACACAGAGGAGUUUUCCAAAUCAGAACCUGCUGUGGUAGGCUUAGAGUAUGGUGUGGCAAGAAUGACUUGUUAGACUCCAAGUGUUUUCUGGACUUGACUGUUGUACAGGAAAUUAAUGUGAGAAUGGUGGGGGCCCAUGACCAAAAAGAACUUGUGUAACGAUAACCGUAGUUGAGAGCUGGUAAUACCUGCUCUUGUGAGAGAAAAUGCUUGUUACAUUUCCUGACAGAAAUGAAAUCGAUUCUGUAGGAAAUGACUGCGAUUUUGUAGAUGUACUUAAAAAACACUUUAUACUGUAUACCUGUGAAUUGACAUUUCUGUAUGACUUACAUUAAUUACAGCUAGACAUAAAUAGCUUUCUUAAAUGUAAUUUUAUUGUAAGAAAGCAAAAUUUGACAGGGUGACCCUUUAAUUGACGUGGCAUGUAUGUUGAAUUCUGUAACUGUAUAACUAUUAAUAUUUACAUAUUUUUGCUUUUUAGUGCUGUCCAAUAUUGAAGUGCCAUGAAAAAUAUUUCCAAGAAAGCCUUAAAAUAAAAUCUGUUCAUUCUUUACCGUUAAGUUUUAUAUCAUGGAGCAGAAUGCCUUGUUUUUUUUGGCCGGCCUUGUUUUAUCUGUUAAGCAUCGCACUCCCUGUACUGCAGGAGUCGCAUGCCUCACUCCUCCUAUGCGAACAGUCGCUGAAGUUCUCCUUUUAGUUCAUGCCUGCUCACUGCCAUAGUGCAGCUGGAGGUUUUGUUCUGCCUAUAAUUUGUUUAGUGCUACAUGGGAUGAUUUAUUAUUCACAGGUUGUAUUGUUGAUUUUAUGUAUAACCACAUUUGACUUUUUUACAUGUGAAUUCUAUUGAUUCUUUGUGGUUGGUUUUAAUCCUUUUAUAACUAAGUUUAAAGAGCUGAAGCACUAAAAUUGUUAGUAGGAACAAUGAAUAAUAGUACAUACGUUGUUUUUGUUUUUCUCCACUGCCUUAUCACUUAAGGAAUUGCCAUUCCUGGAAUAUUUAACAUUGCACCCAAAACUUUUGGGUAAAGUAAAAAGGGAUGUGUAGAUAGUUUAGGUUUUGCUCUUUGCAUGAAUUUUAAAGCAGUGCUUUCUAUAUGGAACAUCCAUUUCUUCUGUUAAAUAGAGAAGAAGUAAAGGACAACUAAGGAGAGCCUAGUUAAUGUUUCAAAGCAACUUAAACUCUAGGCAAGAAUUUCAUUUUUCUGUAUUAUAUUACUGUGUACUAGUACAUAUGUUUAAAUUAACAAACCAAAUGUCAGUUGUAUUUGGCAGCAUUACCCAGAUGACUUUAAAAUUGAGACUGUGAGUAGCAUGGGUGGCGUGAGGUAGGAUUCGAGGGCACUAGGACAUUGGCAUAGACUGUUUCAUGAGUAUUUGUUGUACUUGUAUCUGUCAUACUAGAUGUGAACAGACACAUCUUUUUCAAAUGAAAAUGCUUUAUUGGAAGAGUUUAUCUGAUCCUGUGUAUUUUUCCAGUGCAUUUCUGUAAUACCUUAUAUAAUAAGAAAAAUAUUUCUUUUUAAACAAUAAGAAAAAUUUACCAUUAAAUAUAGUGUGGGAUUAAUCAAUCCUAUUUCCAUAUAUAAGCACUAGGAAAGUGAACUUAAUGUUUCCAGCCACAAAGGUAAGCUUUGUACCUUGGUUCCAGGCAGAUCGUACAUUUGGAAUUGUUCAUAUCAGACUUCACCUUCAACCUUUUGGUUUGUUAUCAUAAUCUUCAGUGUUAGACAUCUAAAUGUAUUUAUGUGCUCUCACAUAGAAAUCAGACAACAGCCUGAGUGACCCAUAGGGUAUAUGUCUACGAAAAGUAGAUUGUGUUUGUCUGAUAAAAUUGGAUUUCUGUUCAUCGUGUUUGGGAAUGUAUAGCAUGUAAAUUAUUUCAUGUAUUAUUUAAAGAUAAUUAAAUUGUUCAUAUUUUACA
Octodon degus (degu) is the source of this 3764-nucleotide messenger RNA. It is a transcript of the gene Mtmr6, whose product is annotated as myotubularin related protein 6. The transcript has 14 exons. Gene Ontology annotation, cellular component: nuclear envelope. The record is from RefSeq and is a predicted model, not a curated record. Gene Ontology annotation, biological process: dephosphorylation. Gene Ontology annotation, molecular function: phosphatidylinositol-3,5-bisphosphate phosphatase activity. Bases 33 to 1916 code for a protein of 627 amino acids. NCBI's taxonomy places the organism in Eukaryota, Metazoa, Chordata, Mammalia, Rodentia, Octodontidae.